AUGGGAGAAGGAGGAGCGGGAGCAGGAGCAACUGGAGGCAGUAGUAGUAAACGCCUCUCGAUUUCGACACAACUCCAACGUUCUAGUACAAGUCGCGACGCUAAAUCGCCAACUGCUCUUGCAGGACUGGGCGGAUCGAGCAAUAGUGGAUCGAGCGUUGUUAGGAUGAACGAGAAUGCCGCCUGGCCUGGUCAUGCAAGGUCGACAUUAUUGGCAGGAGGCAGUGGAGUGGGCGAACAGUGGAAAUCCAACACAGUCUUGUUAUUCUCGUCUUCGUCUUCAACGUCAGCGUCGUCCCUCACCAGGAAGUACGAGACUGCGUCCAAAAGCAUUGAUCAUUCGGCCAACACUCCUGCUCAAAAACAACAACUCCACCUGGGAACGAUCAAUGGAUCUGGCCUUCAACAACAAUCCGGUCGUCAAUCGCAGCCCUCUUCUUCUGUAACAGCGACAGCACCAGCCACAACGAUUGGUUCGGCUUUCCUGCAGCAGGACAGCAAUACCACAGAGAUGGAUACAUUCUCAGAGACCCACAGUGGAGUCAUCAUGGCCUACCCCAUCACUUCGUCCUCGCACCAAACAAACACCACAGUCAACGGACCCGGAAGUAUUGGACUGAGCGACUUUCCGUGCAGCUCGCUUCUGCUGACAAGAGUGUUCCCAAACUCGAUUUCGUCAGGGUUGACCAGGACGGCAACAAAACCCAUGAUCGACAAACUGGGAUCGACCCCCAUGGUCGAGGGCAUGUUUGGAGGCGACGUUGAGGAGGCUACCUGCGCGAUUUGUUUAGGAGAUUAUAAACCGGACGAGACAAUCCGGUUCUUACCCUGUCAACAUCAUUUCCAUCUUGAGUGUGUCGAUCAAUGGUUGGCUACCGACAAGAGCUGUCCGCUGUGCAAACACGAUAUCGACAAACCACUGGAUAUUCACAACACCCGGAGAAGUGCAAUCACUUACGCAAUCGGCAACACCCACACCAACAGCAACGCUAACGAGGAUGACACUCACCGCAACCACAAUAAUGUAGGACCCUCUCAUAACACUAACGGCAACAAUGCUAUUGGAAUGGACGGAUUCCAAGUCAUCAUCGUGUAG
This is a messenger RNA of Linnemannia hyalina, 1095 nucleotides long. Lineage: Eukaryota; Fungi; Mortierellomycota; Mortierellomycetes; Mortierellales; Mortierellaceae. The record is from the annotation of a GenBank genome assembly.